Molecule: messenger RNA, 554 nt
Organism: Staurois parvus
Lineage: Eukaryota; Metazoa; Chordata; Amphibia; Anura; Ranidae
Source: the annotation of a GenBank genome assembly
UGUUUGAUUGGAUUCAGAUCAGGAGACUUGGCCACUGAAUCACUUUCACCCUGUUCUUCUUCAGAAAUGCAAGUGGCCUUAGAUAUGUUUUGGAUCAUUGUUAUGUUGGAAAAAUGCACGACAACCCAGGGCACAGAAUAAUAGUAGCAUCUUCUCUUUCAAUAUACAGCACUCAUGCAUCCCCACAGAACACUGCCUCCACCAUGUUUCACUGUAGACACCAUGCAUUUUUCUUUGUACUCCUCACAUUUGUGAUGCCAUACAGUUUUGAAGCCAUCAGUUACGAAAACAUUUAUCUUGGUCUCAUCACUCCAGAGUACAACAGAGUCCCAGUUGUCUUCUUUUUCAACAGGGGCCCUGGCAAAGUCUAGGAGGGCUUUUUUGUGCAUAGGCUUUAGGAGAGUUUUCCUUUAUGGACGACACCCAUGCAUGCCAUUCCUUUGCAGUGUAUGUUGUAUUGUGUCAUGGGAAAACAAUCACCCCAGUUUGGAUUUCUACUUCUUUAGCUAACUGCAUUGAACUUGCAGGGCAAUUUUCUUCAACCCUUCUCAUCA